AUGAUGCACAUUUUUUUCAGUAUGACAUUAAGACAAACUAUGGCAACAACAUUAGAGCAUAUUCCUAUGGAAUUAUUCUACGAAAUAUUUAUUUAUUUUCAAUAUCAUGAAGUAUUCAACAUUUUUUCUUCUCUUAAUUCACGAUUUGCUGCUAUUAUUAAUAACAUGUCAAUUAUGCCAGUUUAUUUGGGUUUGAAUAGAAUGAAUAUAGCAGUGACCGAAUUUUAUUAUGCAUAUUUAUCACGAUCAAACAUUUCCUGUCGUCUUAUUUCAUUAUGUGUCUCAGAUACGUUAGCUAUUGAUAAUGGCUUAUGGUUAGCUGAACAUAUAUCGACAUUUACCAAUCUUCGUCAUUUAUCUUUAAUUGACAUAAAACGUUCUUCUUUCGAAUUGAUUCUCAAUUCAUUGUCACCCAUUAAAUCUCUCAUCAUGUUUAGUGUACGCUUUUCUACUAUUCAUUGUGCUGCUGAAACGUUUUUAGGCGUGCCUGAAAGUGCAUAUUAUGAACAAAUUUUUCAUUUAUUUCCAUCAUUACACGUAUGUCAUCUGCUUUUUCGGCCAUAUAUAGAUUCUACUCUAGACAGUCAAUUCGUUCUACCACUUGGUAAAGUACAUAUGUUUAUUGAAACCAAACUUUUAAAUUUACAAUCACUUGCAAUUGGUUGUUCACCUGAAUUUCUAUCAUAUUUAUUUAAAUAUCUUCCACAAUUGGAACAACUCAAGUAUACACAUACUGAUUGUUGGCUACCUCCAGAACAUCCAUUAAGACAUGAUAAAAAUAAGCAAAUUACACCUAUUAAUAAAUAUCUAGCUCCAAAUCUACAUCGUCUAAACAUAAAAUGGUCAAAUUCAUUGAUUAAUCUGGAAACAAUUAAUGAAUUAUUUACACGUGAUGUUUUAUAUUCAUUGACAAACUUCACAUUAUUAGCCAAUAUAGUUGAUUCUGUUGUUAUUCGUAAUUUAGUAUUGAUGCUUUCCAAUCAAUGUUUAUAUUCGUUUGAUGUUAAAUGGACUGAGAGAAUUAAGGUAUCAGCACCGAAUACAAACGAAAUCUUAUCGACUAUAUUUCAAAACAUGAGAGGAUCAGCACCAAUUGAAUUAGAACUAUCGUUGAAAACGUAUGUGUAUUAUGUUAGAGCGGUAACAAUACCAAGAAUGGAUAAAUCUUUAUGUCUUGAUUGUUAUCUAAGUAAAAAUAUUGUGCAUGGGUAG
Rotaria sp. Silwood2 is the source of this 1212-nucleotide messenger RNA. The record is from the annotation of a GenBank genome assembly. Lineage: Eukaryota; Metazoa; Rotifera; Eurotatoria; Philodinida; Philodinidae.